Molecule: messenger RNA, 1177 nt
Organism: Dichomitus squalens LYAD-421 SS1
Lineage: Eukaryota; Fungi; Basidiomycota; Agaricomycetes; Polyporales; Polyporaceae
Exons: 2
Coding region: 146-1132 (328 amino acids)
Source: RefSeq, a predicted model, not a curated record
AGGCACCCUGCUCCCGGACUCAUUGCGCGCACCGAAGAUCUGGAGUUUCCACUAGGAUGUCGAGGAUAAAAGGUGUCGCAGACAUGGGCGGAACGACCCCCAUCGAACGCCCCGUCCCCCUUCAUCGCAUCUUCCCCCCUGCAAGAUGGAUGCUCCCGCGUAUUGCAGUCCCGAUUUCGCGAUGAUCGCCUACGCUCCUACCUACAACGAGGACAUUCACAAAACUUACGAGCAACAGUACCCGUCGCUGCACUAUACAUCCAGUGGACUUGGAGACCCUUCAUAUUCGUCGCAAUGGUUCGACGGGUCGGCAGGCAAUGUUCUGGCAUUCUCUGGCGCAGAGGAGGAACUGUACGCUGCUUUCUUGGCCGCCGAGGUCGCAUCGACGAGCGCACAUGCUCCUUCCUUUGCCAUCCCCGUCUCAUCUCCGCCAUUCUACGGUCAUCAAGCCCCAUCCCCCGUGUUCAAUUCCCCACUCGGGCAAGCUGAUGACUCGACAACGGUACCCUGCGUCCCUCCUGAACUCAUCUAUCCUCCUGGGCAUGACAGCUACGCCACCACUUCUGCCGUGCCCCAGCCUCCUCUUGCCGCGACGUCCGGAAACACACGACGCACGCGCAGAGCCAGUCCCACAGCUCAGCCCACCUCGUCAUCCUCGGCCUGUCCAUCGCCUGUGGCCGAGUCUUAUCCUGGAACUUCUCCGCGUCUCGUCGCGUCUACGCGCAGGAACGCGCCCGUAUCCUCUCCGAAUGCAUCCUCAUCCUCCGCACCCAUCCGCACCAACCGCUGGGCGUGUCCCCACUGCCCCUACGUCCAGCACAACCGCCGCUCACCCGACCUCAAGCGCCAUAUCGAAACACAUACGCUUGGUGCAGAUGUGGCGAUGUGGGUGUGCUGUGGGGUAUAUGCGUUGGACGCGUUGGACCAGGGGGUUCCCGUGGAGGUGGUGCGGCAGAGCCAAAUCGUUGACUUUGGUGGGGUGCCGAUGAUUGGGGGAUGCAUGAAGACGUUCAGCAGGAAGGAUGCGCUGAUUCGGCAUUUGAAGGCGCAGAAGGGCAAGUGCAUUGGGGACGCGGGGUCGAUGUACCAGCCGGGAAACCGGAUGAAGGACGGAGAAGGUUUAGAGAGCUGAGCCUGGGGUCGAGAUUGUAUCAUGACAUGUAUACCGUACCCUCGC